AGCUAUUAUCUGAAUAUGAUUAGUCCAUUGAGUAGGCCGCGUCUAGAGCAACUAGCGUCUGCUGCUGUCUGUGGUGGAACGGUGCAACAUGUUCAGAAGCUUAUGGAUCAGUUUUUGAACUUCAUAUCAUUGGAAGACGACUUAUUUGUACUGCGACGAUAUAACGACAACAGUCCUUUUUCAUUUUAUGCAAUAAGCGAUCCUGCAGUGACUCCGCAACAAAUGGAAGUUCUCAUUGAUACUGUUGUUGAUGGCUUAUUUUCGGUAUGUGCGACACUGGGUGUAGUGCCUAUUAUACGUUGUCUGAAGGAUAAUGCUGCUGAACAAGUUGCUGUGCGUUUAGACCAGAAGUUACGUGAUAAUUUCCGUGAUGCUCGUAACAAUUUAUUUGUACAAGAUAGUGUUCGCGCUGGGCGAUUGAUUAUUCAUCGGCCUGUUUUAAUCAUUGCCGAUCGUGGCAUGGACAUUGCAACAAUGCUUCGUCAUACAUGGACUUAUCAAGCUCUUAUACAUGAUUUGUUAGAUUUGGAUCUGAAUCGUGUCAUCAUUAAAGAUAAAACUGGGAGAAGGAAGGAAUAUGACAUGAAUUCGCGUGACAAGCUGUGGAUGGGGCAUAAAGGAAGCGCUUUCCCAUUGGUGGCCGAAGCAAUACAGGAAGAAGUUGAGGCUUAUAAAAAUAGCGAAGAUGAAAUCAAACGUCUGAAGCAUGCUAUGGGUAUGGAUGAUUUGGAAUCUGACGAAACCGUUAGUUUGUUGAGCGAUGCAACAGCUAAAUUGACCUCUACAGUUGGCUCGCUUCCGGAACUACUAGAAAAGAAACGUUUAAUCGAUUUGCAUACAACCGUUGCAACCACAAUUCUUGAUCAGAUCAAACAGCGGAAGCUUGACGUUCUUUUUGAGGCCGAAGAGAAGAUAAUGAAUGGAUUAUUGAGCGAUGCAAGUGUUAUAGAACUGAUGCGUCAGUGUAGUGUACACGAGGAUACUUUGCGAGUUAUGUUGAUCAAUUAUCUUUGUUCCUCUAAUACCACUCAGAAUGAACUAAGAGAACAGGCUGAUUAUUUGAAAGAAGUUGGCUUGGAUGAUGCAGCUGUCAAAUAUGUUAAACAAUUGAGAUCAAUAUCAAAUAUGAGCCUGAAUCGUGUAACAAACGAUUAUUCGGGCGGUGGUAUUAAAACUGAUAAUAUGUUUGCAAAUUUGCUUAAUCGCGGCUCACAGUUAUUUAUGGAAGGAGUGAAGAACCUUGUUCCAAAAAAGCACAAUCUCCCGCUGACAAAAAUGGUUGAUUCAAUUCUUACGGGUAAUUUUCAAUCCAAUCCACGGUGUAAUGACGCGGAAUUUCGAUAUUACGAUCCGAAGUUGAUGCAUUCCACUGGCAAAGAGCCUCAGCGUGCGCGUGGUAAUCCACCACAGGACGUUAUAGUUUUUGUUAUCGGUGGUGGAAAUUAUGUAGAAUAUCAAAAUCUUGUGGAUUAUGGUAAAUCAAAAGGUCUUGCAAGGAUAACAUAUGGUUGCACGGAACUAGUCAAUCCGAAACAAUUUGUCGAGCAGUUGACUCGUCUUGGUCGAGAAAUGUCAUAACGAAAAUGUAGACGGUCACAAAUGGAAGCACUCAGCACUAUUUUGAAAACGCUGAAAUUUCUGGAACAUCUACUUCUCGCUCAGUUUUGCCCUAAAAAUAGUUGAAAUCCUGAUAUUGCAAACUCUGAUGUCUAUUACAAUGCCUUCCUUAGGUUUAUAUUGAUAUUAAUGAAUACUUCCAGAUGUUGCUCCAUUUUAUUAAUUCUAAAUUGUAAAUUUGGCAUAUGGUAAGGAAAGAUGAUGGGAUAAUAACAACAUAAAAACAAAAGUAGAAGCUUGCUUGAAUAUAUGACAUGAUCUAUUCGAC
This is a messenger RNA of Loa loa (African eye worm), 1885 nucleotides long. Its product is annotated as vesicle protein sorting-associated. Gene Ontology annotation, cellular component: Golgi membrane; cytosol. The coding region runs from base 16 to 1578 and encodes 520 amino acids. Gene Ontology annotation, molecular function: syntaxin binding. The transcript has 12 exons. The record is from RefSeq and is a predicted model, not a curated record. Gene Ontology annotation, biological process: intracellular protein transport; endoplasmic reticulum to Golgi vesicle-mediated transport. Lineage: Eukaryota; Metazoa; Nematoda; Chromadorea; Rhabditida; Onchocercidae.